AUGCAUUGUCCCAUUAAGAAGAUGAAAACUAGUGCGGGUGGAAAUGCAGAAGAUGUUGAUAGUGGCGCCGCUGGUUCGAUGAUUGCUCCAACAGAAACUAAAUCUGUUGCAUCGAAUUCGUUGUCCGCGUCCACUGGAAGCUGUUACGAGGUAGACAAUGAAGAGCUCCGCGAAGGCGAGAACAUCAGACCGGAGCUUUUGGCAGCCAUCAGAAACAGUAAAAUCUUGAUCCCCAUUCUCUCCAUGAAUUAUGGUACAAGCAGUUGGUGCCUGGAUGAACUAGUUCAAAUGAUGGAGUGCAAGGAUAAAAACGGGCAGAUAGUGUUGCCUAUAUUUUAUAACGUGAAACCAGCUGACGUGGGACAUCAAAUCGGGAGUUUUGGAGACGCAUUUCAAAAGCGUGAGAGGCGUUUGCAUAAGAGACGUUUGGACCCAACGAUUUUGGAGAAAUGGAAGAAAGCACUCCUUGAAGUCAGCACCUUGAAAGGCUACGAAGCCGAUGGGUAUGAAGCAGAGUUGGUGAAAUCGAUUGUUCAAAAAGUAUUGAGUGAAUUGAAGAAAAAGUUUGAGCUAAAUAUUUCUGAACAUUUGGUUGGAAUUGAUGGUCAUGUGAAGGAGGUUAUGGAAUUUAUGAAUAAUAAAUCUCAUGCCACCCUAUUUGUUGGCAUUCAUGGAAUGGGAGGCAUUGGUAAGACUACUCUUGCUAAAGCCAUCUACAACAAGCUCUCCAGUCAAUUUGAGCGUCGUAGCUUCAUUGCCGAUAUAAGGGAAUCAUGGAAGCGUGGUGUACAUUACUUACAAAAUCAGUUAAUCUCUGAUCUAUCGAAACAAGAAAAUGCAGUUCAUGAUAAGGAUGGAGGGAUUAAUUUCAUCUCCUCCAAGUUUAAAGAUAAAAAGGUCCUUCUUCUUCUUGAUGAUGUGGAUGAUGUCGAUCAAGUGAGAUGUUUGGCUGGUAACCAUGAUUGGUUUUCUUUGGGAAGUAGGAUCAUUAUCACCACUAGAAACAAGGGGGUUCUUGAAGAAGCUAGGGUGGACCGCAAUUAUGAACGUAAGGCAAUGGAUGACAAUCAAUCUUUGAUUCUGUUUAGCAAACAUGCAUUUCGAAAGGACUCUCCUCUAAAGGAAUUUGAGGACCUCACUCGUGAAGUCGUAUCCAUCACCAAAGGGCUUCCCUUAUCCCUUGAGGUUUUAGGUUCAUUAUUGUGGAAAAAGCCAGCAUUCUGGAGAGGUACAAUAGACAAGUUAAGAAAAGUGCCUCCUAAGGAAGUGCGAGAGAAGUUAAGGAUAAGUAUUGAAGCAUUAGACUAUAACCAAAAACAAAUCUUCUUGGAUAUUGCUUGUUUUUUCAUCGGCACUAGCAAGAAUAUCGUAUCCUACAUGUGGGACGCUUGUGGCUUUUUCCCAGAGGAGGGAAUUGAAGUAUUGAUAUUCAUGUCAUUGAUAAAAGUUGGAGAUGAUCAUGUGCUCAAAAUGCAUGACCAAUUGAGAGAUCUUGGUAGAGAAAUAGUUCGCGAGGAAAACCAACGGGAGCCUCAAAACCGCAGCAGGUUAUGGGACUAUGAGGAAGUCCAGAGAGUGCUAAAUCAUAAUAAGGGAACGGGCAAGAUUGAGGGGAUUAAUCUUAGUAAAGGCACUGGCAGAAUUUACGCAGAAAAACAAUUCAAGAAUUUGACGAGUCUAAGAUUCCUUCAAUUAAAUGGGGCACAUUUAAGUGGAGAUUUUAAGGACUUAAUUGGGGAGUUAAAAUGGCUUCAAUGGCGACUUUGUCCAGCGAAUUUCGAAGUAAACAAUUUUUGCGUAAAGGAAUUAGCUGUACUCGAAUUGCAAUAUGGUAAUAUAAAUGAGAAAUGGGGAGGAUGGAGUUUUUUCAAGAUGGCAAAGAAGCUUAAAUAUCUAGACCUUUCGUAUUGUCGAUCCUUGGAAAAUACUGACUUCCUCUCAGCUUUUGAGAAGUUAGAGGUUCUCAUCCUCAGGAGGUGUACAAGACUGAAGCGAAUCGACGCUUCCAUCGAAGACAUGGAGGGCCUCCUUCGCUUGGAGCUGUGCUCGUCCUACGCGCUUCAUCUCGCGGUAGGCGCCGACGCAGGCGCCGAACGCCCUGUUCCUCGUUUCUGCCUUGGGGAGCUUCCAGCGGAAAUAGGUAAAUUAAAAUCACUGCGACAACUCCAUCUACAACAUACUUCAUCCCUUUCUGCAUUACCAAAUAGCAUAGGGUCUUUGGAGAAUCUAGAGAUUCUAGAUAUUUCUGAAAGUGGUAUAGAAGAAUUACCCAAUGGUAUUGGGAGUCUGAGAAAGCUCCGAGAGUUACGUGCUUACUAGUGCAUGAAUCUGAAAUGGAUACUAGUAGAAAGCAUGGCUAAUCUUUCUUCCCUACGAGACCUUGAUUUUAGAUACUGCGACAAGCUCCAAUCGCUGCCGGAGCUUCCUUCCGGCUUAACAGAUUUGGGUGUCACUUGUCAAAGUCGCAAAUUGCCUUCGCUUUCCCACCUAGCCCAUCUCAAGGAACUAGUAGUUCAAGGUUGCGAUAAUCUCCAGUGCAUCCAGGAGCUUCCAUCAAUGCAAUUAAAGAGUUCAAAAUGCUCCCAACUGAUGGACAUUGAAGAAUCGGAAUCACCACAAUCCCUAAACACGCCCUUCAAGUUGGAAGUCUUGGACGUCUCUCUCUGUGGAUCUCUCAAAAUACUGGACGUUUCACAGUUUGUCCAUCUAAGGACAUUAAAUGUCUGGCAUAGUCCGAAGCUACUUGAAGUUCGAGGUCUUGACAAAUUGAUGUAUUUGGAAAGCUUGACUAUCAAGAUCCCGAAUUCAAUCAAACGGUUGGACCUUCCAAAAUUCGGGUGUCGAAGAAAUUGAAU
Messenger RNA from Eucalyptus grandis, 2855 nucleotides. Its product is annotated as disease resistance protein RUN1-like. The coding region runs from base 1 to 2319 and encodes 772 amino acids. Gene Ontology annotation, biological process: defense response; signal transduction. Gene Ontology annotation, molecular function: ADP binding; ATP hydrolysis activity. The transcript has 5 exons. Lineage: Eukaryota; Viridiplantae; Streptophyta; Magnoliopsida; Myrtales; Myrtaceae. The record is from RefSeq and is a predicted model, not a curated record.